Molecule: messenger RNA, 1634 nt
Organism: Lolium rigidum
Lineage: Eukaryota; Viridiplantae; Streptophyta; Magnoliopsida; Poales; Poaceae
Product: argininosuccinate synthase, chloroplastic
Exons: 8
Coding region: 96-1409 (437 amino acids)
Biological process (GO): urea cycle; L-arginine biosynthetic process
Cellular component (GO): cytoplasm
Molecular function (GO): ATP binding; argininosuccinate synthase activity
Source: RefSeq, a predicted model, not a curated record
GCCUCGCCGCUGCCCCAUCCCUCCCAGCGGUACACCCGCACGACUCCGCCGCGCCGCCCUCCGUUCGACUCCGGCGACAGCAUGGCCGAGUGGCGAUGGAGAGGACGUCGACGACGACGGCCCGAGGUGUUAGUUGUGUAGUGGCAAGCGGGAAAGAGCAUGCAGCAACUACGACUGGUGAUGAAAAGAAAGGUGGACUGCGUGGCAAGCUAAAAAAAGUUGUUCUAGCUUACAGUGGUGGCCUGGAUACAUCAGUAAUUGUUCCGUGGCUCAGAGAGAACUAUGGCUGUGAAGUCGUCUGCUUCACUGCUGAUGUUGGCCAGGGUGACAUUGAAAUGGAAGGAUUGGAGAAAAAGGCAAAAGCUAGUGGUGCAAGCCAGCUUGUUGUAAAGAACUUACAAGAAGAAUUUGUUGGUGAAUAUAUAUUCCCCUGCCUGCGUGCUGGUGCAGUUUACGAAAGGAAGUAUCUUCUUGGGACUUCAAUGGCUAGGCCUGUUAUUGCUAAGGCAAUGGUUGAUGUUGCCAAGGAAGUUGGUGCAGAUGCAGUUGCUCAUGGGUGCACUGGAAAGGGCAAUGAUCAGGUUCGCUUUGAGCUGACAUUUUAUGCCUUAAAUCCGGAACUUAAAGUGGUGGCACCCUGGAGGGAAUGGGAUAUCACAGGACGUGAAGAUGCAAUUGAGUAUGCGAAGAAACACAACGUGCCAGUUCCAGUUUCAAAGAAAUCGAUAUACAGCCGAGACAGAAAUUUGUGGCACCUUAGCCAUGAGGGUGACAUUUUGGAAGAUCCAGCAAAUGAGCCAAAAGAAGAUAUGUAUAUGAUGUCUGUUUCUCCUGAAAAUGCACCUUCAAAACCUGAGUACCUGGAGAUCGGUAUAGUUGCUGGUGUUCCUACUUCUAUCAAUGGAAAGGACCUCUCACCAGCAUCUCUUCUUGCCAAGCUCAAUGAAAUCGGUGGAAAGCACGGUAUCGGGCGUAUUGACAUGGUGGAAAACCGCCUCGUGGGGAUGAAGUCCCGUGGUGUCUACGAGACCCCUGGUGGCACCAUCAUGGCAGCGGCGGUCCGUGAGCUGGAGUCCCUAACACUGGACAGGGAGACAAUGCAGUGGAAGGAUAUGCUCGCCCUCAAGUACGCUGAGCUUGUCUAUGCUGGGCGCUGGUUCGACCCGCUCCGGCAGUCCAUGGACGCGUUCAUGGAGACGAUCACAGCGACGACGACCGGUUCUGUGACCCUGAAGCUGUACAAGGGCUCGGUGAACGUUGCGUCCCGGAAGAGCCCCUAUAGCCUGUACAGGGAAGACAUCUCUUCGUUUGAGAAUGGAGAGAUCUACAACCAGGCUGAUGCCGAGGGUUUCAUCAGGCUGUACGGUCUUCCCACCCGAGUUCGCGCAAUGCUGGAGAAGGGUAUCUAAGGUCACUUUGUGUCUUGAAUAAAAUUUUCUGUUUGAGAACUGCCUGGUGUAUUCUAGUAAUUCUGGACAAAUCCAAGAUGUCCUGGUGGGCUCUGAGUACAUUUUUCAGUUUCUUUUUGAGUUAGUAGCCUUAUCUUCAUGAGGUGUGCCUGGAUAUAUGCAUUGAAGAGUUGCUCCAGUCCUGGAGUGGUAACUUGGAGUAAUAUACCGUUUGGUGCGGUGGUA